GUUCUUUGGUAAGUGCGGCAGAAUUUAGUGAAAUAACUAAUCGUGAAAAACUGUAAUAAUUUGAAACCAUCAUACAAUAAAAAGUGAUUCCGAUUGCGUAUUCGGAUAUAUAGUGUGUGAUAGUGUUAAUAUUUAUUUGUGCACUUGUAAGUUGUCAUAGAAGAUCUUCUAUCAUUCCUGUUGGAAUCGCUCGCCGAUUCGGCCAUUUUCGUUCGACAUUCAAUUAUAUUGCCUAGAGUUGUCGCUCGCCGCACCUAAAUAAAUCACAAAAUGCUGUCUGCCGCCAGAUUGAUCGCCCCUGCAGCCAGGUCUGCCAUCUUCCACAACACAGCCCUCGUGCGACCACUGGCUGUAGUCCCCACACAGUCACACAUCCCCGCUGCUCCAGCUCAGCUGUCAGCGGUGAGGUCCUUCCAGACCACCGCUGUCACCAAGGACAUUGACUCUGCUGCCAAAUUCAUUGGUGCUGGCGCAGCGACAGUCGGAGUUGCGGGCUCUGGUGCGGGUAUUGGAACGGUGUUCGGCUCCCUCAUCAUCGGUUACGCCAGGAACCCCUCCCUCAAGCAGCAGUUGUUCUCAUACGCCAUCUUGGGUUUCGCCCUGUCUGAGGCUAUGGGUCUCUUCUGUCUUAUGAUGGCGUUCUUGCUGUUGUUCGCUUUCUAAGCUAUUUACUUUUAAGAACACUACUACUGCCAUCCCACAUGACGAGGUUUCAGUGAUUUACUAUCUGGAGUGGACGGCCAUGGAAUCGAAUGUGUGGAAACCUCACCCUCAUAGUGAUGCAUGGACUGAUGUGUAUAAGUGAUACACUUACCGGUGCGCGUCAUCAGGAAUGCAAUUAUUUAAUUAUGUAGAAUACCAAGAAAUCAAAUAAAAUAUUGUACGUAAAUCGUAACUCUGAUGCUACAGUUAUUUCUAUUCCUGAUAUUGUAAACUUUUUUUUUUAUUAUUGUUCUGAAUCAUGUUAAACUUUUAGCCUCAAAUCAAAGUUCGGCGACAAUAUUAUAGUUUUGCCAGUGAUUACGUAUAUUUGCGUGAAUAUUGUCAUCGAUUUUUGUAUUGAGUUUAUCCUGUUCAAGAAUGUCGGCAUCUGUAUGUACAUUGUAGGGCGAUUAAAUGAUACAAAACCAA
Spodoptera frugiperda (fall armyworm) is the source of this 1131-nucleotide messenger RNA. RefSeq names its product ATP synthase lipid-binding protein, mitochondrial (gene ATPsynC). NCBI's taxonomy places the organism in Eukaryota, Metazoa, Arthropoda, Insecta, Lepidoptera, Noctuidae. Gene Ontology annotation, biological process: proton motive force-driven ATP synthesis; proton transmembrane transport. The record is from RefSeq and is a predicted model, not a curated record. The transcript is spliced from 4 exons. Gene Ontology annotation, molecular function: proton transmembrane transporter activity. Bases 271 to 663 code for a protein of 130 amino acids.